AUGCCGGUGGUCAAAGGAGGUGUCUGGACGAAUAUCGAAGAUGAGGUGCUUCGGGCGGCGGUGUCCAAGUAUGGUCUCAACCAGUGGGCGCGAGUAUCUUCACUGCUAGCCAGAAAAACACCUAAGCAAUGCAAGGCUCGAUGGGUGGAAUGGCUGGAUCCCGGCAUCCGGAAGGUCGAGUGGUCGAGGGAGGAGGAUGAGAAGCUACUGCAUUUGGCCAAGUUGAUGCCCACUCAGUGGCGUACGAUUGCACCGAUUGUUGGACGUACGGCCACUCAAUGUCUCGAGCGCUACCAGAAAUUGUUGGAUGAGGCGGAAGCUCGUGAAAACGACGAGUUUGGUCUAGGAGGUCCUGAGGGUGGGGAGACCGCUGCGCCAAGUGCGGACGAUGUGAGACGGUUACGGCCUGGCGAAUUAGAUCCCGACCCUGAAUCGAAGCCCGCUCGCCCGGAUACAAUUGACCUUGACGAAGACGAAAAGGAGAUGCUGAGUGAAGCUCGAGCUCGUUUGGCGAAUACACAAGGAAAGAAAGCAAAGAGAAAAGCUAGGGAACGACAGCUGGAAGAAUCUCGGAGACUUGCUGUGCUUCAGAAGCGUCGUGAACUCAAAAAUGCUGGUAUCAACAUCAAGGUUGUUACUCGAAAGAAGGGUGAGAUGGAUUACAAUGCCGAUAUCCCGUUCGAAAAGCCGGCAGCCCCUGGUUUCUACGAUACUAUGGAGGAAGAAGCGAGGAAUGAGAGACAGCGCGAAAUGUUCGACCCCCGUAAGCAACAGCUUGCCAACAAGCGCAAAGGAGACCAAGACGAGGAGGCGGAGCGCAAGAAGAGGAAAAAUGAUAAGAACGGCAAUUCUGCAGCUUCUGCAGCAGCAGCAAGAGCUGGGCAAAUGCAGAAGAUCCGCGAGGCGGAGCAGAGUAGCAAAAGAAGAGCUCUUGUCCUACCAAGCCCCCAGGUUAGCGAAAGUGAAAUGGAGGAUAUCAUCAAGAUGGGUAUGGCAGGUGAUAAGGCUAGCAAAAUGGCUGGAGAUGAAGAAAUGACAAGAGGAUUGCUUGGAAAUUAUUCGGCAAUCGUUGGCGGAACACCGAUCAGGACUCCUCGCGCUGCGCCGGAGGAAGAUCAUAUCGCCAAUGAGAUUAAGAACAUCAGAGCCCUUACUGAAACCCAAUCGUCAUUGCUGGGAGGAGAGAACACACCUUUGCACGAGGGAGGAUCUUCUACCGGCUUUGAUGGUAUUGCACCGCGGCGCCAGGAGAUUGUCACCCCGAACCCUAUGGCCACGCCUUUCCGACAGGCCAAUGGUGGUGUCGGUGCGACACCUAUGCGUGGAGGUGUUGGUCCGGGGGCGACUCCUCUACGGACCCCCCGUGACCAUUUCUCCCUGAAUCAGAUGGAAGGCGGCCAACUUGUUGGGAGCACUCCGAAGGAGAUCAGGAUGCACGAGAAUUUUAUGCGUCAAAGCAUUCGCAGCAAGCUUUCCGCGCUGCCAAAACCAAAAGAAACUGAAUGGGAACUGGAAGAACUUCCUUCAGAGUCUGCAGAGCCAACUGUUAGUGAGGAAUAUAGGGAAGAGGAUAUGGCGGAGCGUGACAGGAGGGAAAGAGAGGCGCGAGAAAAGGAAGCACAGGCUGAAUUAAAGCGUCAAUCACAAGUCUAUCAGCGAUCACUGCCCCGUCCGAGCGUUCUAGAUAUAGAUGCGCUGGUCGGACGUGCGUCGCAAGUGACGGAUCCGAUUGUCGGUAUGAUCUCCAAGGAGGCUGCUUUGCUCAUUGCCCACGAUGCUAGAAAAUUCCCCGUACCCGGUGCUAAGGUAGAGGGCAAAGCACGGAAGGUGGAACGAUUUGACGACACGUUGAUGGAAGCAGCUCGCAGGGCUAUUGUCACUGAAGCCACUUCCGAUGAAAAGAAACCGGAGUGGACAGAGGACUUCGAUGCACAGUGGACAACUACACACUCGAAGACUCUUCCAGGUCUUUCCAAUUAUGCCGACGACGAAGAGGACGAGUACCAACAAGAGCAACGCAUGAUUAGUGUUUUUGAUAAUGUGCAAGCCUCUCUGCUUGCCACAGCCGAGAGAGGAAACAAACUUGAGAAGAAACUUGCGCUACAUUACGGUGGGUAUCAAAACCGGGCGAAGAUGCUACGGACUAAGAUACUUGAAGCCAGCGCUGCCUUGGAGAAGUCAAAGGAUGAGCUAGAUGCAUUCCGUAACCUGCAGAUUUCUGAGGAGGCAGCCAUUUCUACGAGGCUAGAGAAGCUGCGGGACGACGUGGCCUUUGUCAUGAGAAGAGAACGUGAAGCUCAAGAAGUAUACCGGACCCGAAAAGAGGAGCUUGGUGAACUCGUUGCAGGGACCGGGGGGAUGAAACCCGCUAGACCGAUCGAGUAUCACUCCCCUGGCACGAUGGGUGUCAGAGAUUCCCAUGGGGAGGCAACCGCGACGCCGGACCCCGUUGAGAAGGGGUUUGCCACCCUCAAUACCAUUCGAAUCGGUGUUAAGGCUAUGGUUCAGAAGGAUGGAGAAUUGAGAAAAGCCGAAAUCUUGUCUAUCAGACAGCGCAAAGAUGGUCCAAGCUUUUACGUCCAUUACGUCGAUUUCAAUAAGCGUCUCGACGAGUGGAUUGAUUCCGCAAGGAUUGAUUUAUCUCACGAGGUUGAGUGGCCGCAGCCUGAAAAACCAGAGAAGAAGAAAGCAGGCCCUGGUAACAAAGCACCAAGCAAGAAUGCUCAGAAGCGUGCAAGAGCCGGAAGCCGCGAGGUUUCGGCAACCCCUGAUCUUUUGACGGGCAAAAAUACCAAUGUUGGCAAGGCACAGCGUCCAUCUAAGGCAGGCGGGAAAGAAAACCGUGACGAGACGCCUGCCAAUUUGUCAGUCUUAGACUCGGAAGCCAUUUCUGCAGACGUGACCCCUAAGCCCGAAUUGGAAGAUGUUGAUAUGAUCGGCGUCAGUUUCACAGAUACCAAGGAGGAGCAUGAACAAGGUAAAAUGUCGCGCGAAGAGGAAAUCGAACGAUUGCGUACAAGCGGGAGUAUGACACAAAAUCCCACGGAAAUUCACCGUGUGCGUAACUUGAAUCGUCUACAAAUGGGCAAGUUUGACAUUGAGCCGUGGUACUUCUCUCCUUAUCCUGCCUCCUUCUCAGAUGUCGACAUGAUCUACAUUGAUGAAUUUUGCUUGAGUUAUUUCGACAACAAACGCGCUUUUGAGCGCCACCGUGCGAAAUGUACCCUAGUGCACCCCCCUGGGAACGAGAUCUAUCGUGAUGAUCAUAUAUCAUUCUUUGAAGUGGACGGUCGACGCCAGCGUACCUGGUGCCGCAACCUUUGUCUUCUUAGCAAGCUCUUCCUUGACCAUAAAACACUCUACUACGACGUCGACCCUUUCCUAUUCUACUGCAUGGCCACUCGAGAUGAGACCGGUUGCCAUCUGGUGGGCUAUUUUUCCAAAGAAAAAGAUUCCGCAGAAGGUUAUAACCUCGCUUGUAUCUUGACUUUACCACAAUACCAGCGUCUAGGCUACGGGCGACUGCUUAUUUCCUUCAGUUAUGAGCUCAGCAAGCGAGAAGGAAAGCUUGGCUCUCCAGAAAAGCCCCUCAGUGACCUGGGUCUGCUAAGUUACCGGCAAUACUGGCGAGAAACACUCGUAGAGUUACUCAUAGAGCCGGGCCGAGAGUCCAUGAGUGAGAACGAGCUUGCUGUGUUAACAUCCAUGACCGAGAAGGAUGUGCAUGAGACGCUAGUCGUGUUCAAUAUGCUUAGGUACCACAAAGGAAACUGGGUUAUCGUCCUCACGGACCAAGUCGUCGAACAACACAAUAAGCGUCUUGAAAAAGAGAAAAUUAAAGGGUCGCGCAAAAUUGACCCUGCACGUUUGCAAUGGAAGCCUCCAGUUUUCACAGCUUCAAGUCGAACAUGGAAUUGGUGA
Molecule: messenger RNA, 3921 nt
Organism: Aspergillus pseudotamarii
Lineage: Eukaryota; Fungi; Ascomycota; Eurotiomycetes; Eurotiales; Aspergillaceae
Exons: 10
Coding region: 1-3921 (1306 amino acids)
Biological process (GO): regulation of DNA-templated transcription; mRNA splicing, via spliceosome
Cellular component (GO): spliceosomal complex; Prp19 complex
Molecular function (GO): histone acetyltransferase activity
Source: RefSeq, a predicted model, not a curated record